ACUUUCAUUAUAUUUUCUGCAAAAUUUCUUUGAGAGCUUUACGGUGUGUCUUCUGUGCGUAAGUUGCUGCAUCAGUUGUGGGUUUUCACACCAAGCUUUCGAAAACAAAAUCAAGUACUGUAUACGAUUCACUGAUUUCCAUUUAGUUGAAGUGUCACUCUCCUUUCUACCUUUUUGUGGUUGAAUUUGAGUUUUUGGAAGGAAAUUAGGGUUGGGGAUUGGGAAUAAUUUGAAUGUGCGUUCAAGGGUUUUUUUUUUUUUUUAAAAAAAAAGGGGUCCUGACUUCAUUCGUGCCCCUACUUCAUGCAGAAAUUAAGCAAAUGUCUUCAGAAGGAACUGUGAGUGUUAUAGGGAGUGAAGUAAUGCCCUUGGGGUAUGGUGGGAUGGACUCAGAGAGUAGUCCAUCCAGUUCGGAGAAAACGGUGGAAGGGGUAGAAGGAGGUGAGAUAGUUGGGGUAGGGGGAGGUGAGGUAGUUGGGGUUGGGGGGGAUAAUGUUCCCAUAACUGUAGUAGAAGUUGAGGGUAGGGGAGGGAGGUGCUACGAUGUAACUGCAGACAUCGUAAGUGAAGUGAAGAAAUAUGAGUCUGAGCUUAGGACUAGGGAUAGCUUGGGGUACUUAGUAGAAAGCUAUGAGAUUUCAUCUCGAGCAUUGGUUAGGCCAGCUAGGGUAGAGAAGAGAGCAUGUUCUGCUCCUCAGGAUCAUUGGAUGCCCGUGUAUGCCCAUUAUUUGGCAGCCGGGCUUAGGUGUCCAAUACCUGAGUUGUUGGUGGGUUUGUUGUUAGAUUAUAGUAUAGGAUUGACACAGUUGGUUCCCAACGCAAUGAGGGGGGGUAGUAGGAAGGACAAGGGGUGGUAUUAUUUCACCCCUAGGGUAGCAAAUAGGGAGAGUAGGGCUUUAUUCACUGCCGGUCCUUCAUCCAUUAAAGGAUGGAAGGAGAAAUUCUUUUUUGUAGAUGAUACGGUUUGGGAAAGGGGGGAUGCCGAGGUGAGGGAGUUAGCAUUCUGGAAGGCUAAAAAACCCAACCAGAAUAAAUUUAGGUUAAAUGAGGAUAAGGAGGAAGAGGUGAGGAAGUUAGAGAGGGAGGGGGGAAACUUACUGAACAUCAUGGACCUCACCAGCGCAGAAUGCAUAGAAGCUGCUGAGCUCUAUGGGCCAAGCGCUUUAAGUGAAGAAGCUGGAGUGGAGGAAAAUGGUGAAAGUAUGUCAGCAGACUUCCGCCCGGAGAUCAAACUGAAGUGGGAUCGUGAUGCUGACGGACGCACUAUUUUCCCUCCGAACUUCAACUUCGAGUUCGUUGCAGUGGAAGAAGAAGAGGCAGAGGUAGAAGAAGAGGCAGAGGUAGAAGAAGACGAGGUGGAGGCAGGAGCAGAUGGAACUGAAGUAGAUGGAACUGAAGUGGAUGAGAACCAACCAGCGCCAGAAGUGGAGAUUCAUCCAGUUCCUUCUGAUGAUGAUUAGCCUCCUCUGCCAGACGAGCAGCAGCCAACAGAGCCACCUCUUCCAACUGAGUAGGAGCCAGCUCAGCCACCUCUUCCAGCGAAAGAUUAAUUUUUGUUUAUGUAUUUGUUUUUUUGUUUUGUUAGUAUAAAAACGAUUUGUAAUACUUUGGAUUUAUUGAAUGAAAUUUUUAUUUAAAAUCAUAUGUUGUGUACUUUAGAUUUUUGUUGGUUUAUAUUGAUAGAAGUGUUGAGAUAACUAUGAAUGUUAAUAAUUUCAGAGAUGAAAUAAAAUGAAGUUAUUUAC
This is a messenger RNA of Rubroshorea leprosula, 1745 nucleotides long. NCBI's taxonomy places the organism in Eukaryota, Viridiplantae, Streptophyta, Magnoliopsida, Malvales, Dipterocarpaceae. The record is from the annotation of a GenBank genome assembly.